GGAGGACGAAACUAGCCUUCUUCUCCGUCUUCCUCCUCCUCUCUUCUCCCAAUCUCUCUCUUCUUGCGGCGGAAGCAAAGCGAGAAGCGAGGCGACUCUUCUCCGGGAGCCCGCGGCGAGAUGGACAGCGUCGUCGGUGAGGAAGGGAAGCAGCAGCCGCACCUGGUGCUGGCGCACAAGCUGUUCCUGCUCUCGCACCAGGACGUCGACGACCUCGCCAAGGUCGACCUCCGCGCCGACGUCCUCGCCGCAGUCAAAUCCGAUGAUAUGGCCGCUCUGUACGAGUCGCUGGGGGGCAGCGGCGUGCUGGAGACGGACCCCGCCCUGCUCGCGGAGAUGCGCGCCAGGAUCGAGGAGGAGAUCCGGAAGCUCGACGAGAAGAUUGCUGAUGCUGAAGAUAAUUUGGGUGAGAGUGAAGUGCGUGAAGCUCAUCUAGCCAAAUCAUUGUAUUUCAUAAGGGUUGGGGAGAAGGAGAAAGCACUGGAACAGCUUAAGGUUACUGAAGGAAAAACGGUAGCUGUUGGGCAAAAGAUGGACCUUGUUUUCCACACUUUACAGAUUGGCUUUUUCUAUAUGGAUUUUGAUCUGAUCUCUAAGUCUAUAGACAAGGCCAAGAAACUGUUCGAAGAGGGUGGUGAUUGGGAGAGGAAGAAUAGAUUGAAAGUAUAUGAAGGCUUAUACUGCAUGGCCACUAGAAACUUCAAGAAAGCUGCAAGCUUAUUUUUGGAUUCAAUUUCAACUUUCACAACCUAUGAGUUGUUCCCUUAUGAUACAUUCAUCUUCUACACGGUUCUUACAAGUGUUAUCUCAUUGGAUCGUGUAUCCCUGAAGCAAAAGGUCGUAGAUGCACCUGAGAUCCUGGCUGUAAUUGGCAAAGUACCUCACCUGUCUGAGUUUCUCAACUCCCUCUACAAUUGCCAGUACAAGUCCUUUUUUGCUGCAUUCUCUGGCUUGACAGAGCAGAUCAAGUUAGACCGUUACCUACAGCCUCAUUUUCGUUACUACAUGCGUGAAGUGCGCACUGUUGUCUAUUCACAAUUCCUCGAAUCCUACAAGAGUGUGACGAUGGAAGCAAUGGCAUCUGCAUUUGGCGUGACAGUCGAUUUCAUAGACCUGGAGUUGUCACGCUUCAUUGCUGCUGGAAAGCUCCACUGCAAGAUCGAUAAGGUUGCUGGUGUGUUGGAGACGAACCGGCCUGAUGCCAGAAAUGCUUUCUACCAGGCAACCAUCAAGCAAGGGGACUUUCUGCUGAACCGCAUCCAGAAGCUAUCACGAGUCAUUGACCUGUAGGCGUUGUUAGUGUUGAAUCCGUGCCUUGCCAAAGUCUGCUCGAGCUUAUUUGCUUUGGUCCCAGAGGGGACUACGAAUAGUACUUGACUUUGCGUUUGAAAUUGGUUGCGAGGAAGGAGAGUUUAGCACAAUCAGCGUUUUAUCUGAGAAUUUGAGCUUAUGUAACCUAAUUAUAUGAAUCGAUGGAAAUUCUCCAUUGUUUCUAGACUUUCUUCUGUGAUGAAUCCAUGCAUUCAUUUCAUCUCGGUGAUCAUUUGUGCUGCC
This is a messenger RNA of Oryza brachyantha (malo sina), 1554 nucleotides long. RefSeq names its product 26S proteasome non-ATPase regulatory subunit 6. Lineage: Eukaryota; Viridiplantae; Streptophyta; Magnoliopsida; Poales; Poaceae. The transcript is spliced from 8 exons. The record is from RefSeq and is a predicted model, not a curated record. Gene Ontology annotation, biological process: proteasome-mediated ubiquitin-dependent protein catabolic process. Bases 121 to 1290 code for a protein of 389 amino acids.